This is a messenger RNA of Jaculus jaculus (lesser Egyptian jerboa), 343 nucleotides long. RefSeq names its product 60S ribosomal protein L37a-like. Gene Ontology annotation, biological process: translation. The record is from RefSeq and is a predicted model, not a curated record. Gene Ontology annotation, cellular component: ribosome. The transcript has a single exon. Bases 6 to 284 code for a protein of 92 amino acids. Lineage: Eukaryota; Metazoa; Chordata; Mammalia; Rodentia; Dipodidae. Gene Ontology annotation, molecular function: structural constituent of ribosome.
GCGACAUGGCCAAGCGCACCAAGAAGGUCAGCAUUGUCGGUAAGUACAGGACCCGCUAUGGGGCCUGCCUCUGGAAAAUGGUGAAGAAAAUUGAAAUCAGCCAGCACGCCAAGUACACUUGCUCCUUCUGUGGCAAAACCAAGAUGAAACGACGGGCUGUAGGCAUCUGGCAUUGCGGUUCCUGCAUGAAAACGGUGGCUGGCGGGGCCUGGACCUACAACACGACUUCUGCUGUCACAGUCAAGUCUGCCAUCAGAAGGCUGAAGGAACUGAAGGACCAGUAGAAGCCCUAUCAUUUGAGACAUCCCUGGCCUGCAAUAAAUGGGUUAAUUUAUGUAACAAA